AAAAUGGGGAGAACUCCUUGCUGUGGGAAGGUUGGAUUGAUGAAGGGGACAUGGACCCAAGAAGAAGAUCAGACGCUCAUAGCUUACAUCGAGAGAAAUGGACCCGGCAACUGGCGUGAUCUUCCUAAAAAUGCAGGCUUAUUAAGGUGUGGAAAGAGUUGCAGAUUCAGGUGGAUGAAUUAUCUGAAACCAGAUAUUAAAAGAGGGAACUAUAGCAGGGAAGAGGAAGAAACUAUCAUCGAAUUACAUGAUUUGCUUGGUAAUAGAUGGUCUACGAUCGCGGCAAGAUUACCAGGUAGAACGGACAAUGAAAUUAAAAACGUUUGGUAUACUCACCUGAAAAGGCGGCAGAAACAAUCAAGCAGCAAUUCCUUGAAUUGCAACAAGAUUAUCAUGGAAAAUUAUAUUGAAUUGUCUGCGAUGGUCGAACCAUUGCUUCAAUUGCAGUUCUCUCCCGUUCUGAAUGGAGAUUCCGAGUGUCCAAGUGAUCCCUACCACCACGACAAUCUCAGAAGUUUUUGGUUAAAUCUGUUGAAGGAAGCGGGAGAGUAUGGAGAGGAUCGGACGAUCUGGUCGCGUUUAUGA
This is a messenger RNA of Magnolia sinica, 585 nucleotides long. Its product is annotated as transcription factor MYB4-like. NCBI's taxonomy places the organism in Eukaryota, Viridiplantae, Streptophyta, Magnoliopsida, Magnoliales, Magnoliaceae. The transcript has 4 exons. The coding region runs from base 4 to 585 and encodes 193 amino acids. The record is from RefSeq and is a predicted model, not a curated record.